UCCACUUUCAAAAUGGCGGCCGCCAUCGGGGGGCUUCUGCUGGCUGGUCGUCCCGGGUGCCUCUGAGCGAGCAUCAGCUUUUCUCGCUCUUGAACCUGGAUUCGACUGGGGGUUGGGAAGGGCAGUGGACGGCGUUGGGGGAGGACUGGCGAGGAAACCAGUUCUCUUCCCGAACUGACCAGGAAAAGACUUUUUGGUCUUCGUGAGCUCGAGGGCCAACCCAGAUUCCUUCGUUUUCCCUUGGAUUUUGCCUAGUUCCCUUUCGCUGUCAGCAACAUGCAAGGGUGGUCUCUGACAGCUGUAUGGAGGAUCAACUUGGAACAGGAAAACUAGAUAAGAGGAAAUUGUAGUCAUUGAGAUUUAUAAAGAACUCUUCCCUUGAAUUCAUGGUGUUUCAUCCUAUGUACAACUGAGAUAUCAACUUUUUGGAUUGUUUUUGGACCAAAAAUGACAUCUAUUAUCAAAUUAACUACCCUCUCUGGGGUUCAAGAAGAGUCUGCUCUUUGCUAUCUUCUGCAAGUUGAUGAGUUUAGAUUUCUGUUGGACUGUGGCUGGGAUGAGCACUUUUCUAUGGAUAUUAUAGAUUCCCUGAGGAAGCAUGUUCACCAAAUUGAUGCAGUACUGUUGUCCCACCCCGACCCUCUUCAUCUUGGUGCUCUCCCGUAUGCCGUCGGGAAGCUGGGUCUGAACUGUGCUAUCUACGCAACCAUUCCUGUUUAUAAAAUGGGACAGAUGUUCAUGUAUGAUCUUUACCAGUCUCGACACAAUACAGAAGACUUUACACUCUUCACGUUAGAUGAUGUGGAUGCAGCCUUUGAUAAAAUACAGCAGUUAAAAUUCUCUCAGAUUGUGAAUUUGAAAGGUAAAGGACAUGGCUUGUCUAUCACACCUCUGCCAGCUGGUCAUAUGAUAGGUGGAACAAUAUGGAAAAUAGUCAAAGAUGGAGAAGAAGAAAUUGUGUAUGCAGUUGACUUUAACCACAAGAGGGAGAUCCAUUUAAAUGGAUGUUCCCUGGAAAUGCUAAGCAGACCCUCCCUGCUUAUCACAGAUUCCUUUAAUGCUACGUAUGUGCAACCUCGGAGAAAACAGAGAGACGAGCAGCUUCUGACAAAUGUCCUGGAAACACUUCGAGGUGAUGGAAAUGUAUUAAUAGCAGUGGACACUGCAGGCAGAGUUUUGGAACUUGCUCAACUCCUUGAUCAAAUCUGGAGAACUAAAGAUGCAGGAUUGGGUGUCUACUCACUGGCACUCCUGAAUAAUGUCAGCUAUAAUGUGGUGGAGUUUUCCAAGUCCCAGGUAGAAUGGAUGAGUGACAAAUUGAUGAGAUGUUUUGAAGACAAAAGAAAUAAUCCAUUUCAGUUUCGCCAUCUCUCUUUAUGUCACGGUCUUUCCGACUUGGCUCGGGUACCUAGCCCCAAAGUGGUACUCGCCAGCCAGCCUGACCUGGAAUGUGGAUUUUCAAGGGAUCUCUUCAUUCAGUGGUGUCAGGACCCUAAAAACUCAAUCAUUCUAACUUACAGAACUACUCCUGGGACUUUAGCACGUUUCCUAAUUGAUAAUCCUUCUGAAAAAAUUACAGAAAUAGAGUUGAGGAAACGUGUGAAGCUUGAAGGGAAAGAACUAGAAGAAUACUUGGAAAAAGAGAAACUAAAGAAAGAAGCGGCAAAAAAACUUGAGCAGUCAAAAGAGGCAGACAUAGAUUCCAGUGAUGAGAGUGAUGUUGAGGAAGACAUUGACCAGCCGUCAGCUCAUAAGACUAAGCAUGACCUGAUGAUGAAAGGUGAAGGUAGUCGUAAAGGAAGCUUCUUCAAACAGGCUAAAAAGUCUUACCCUAUGUUUCCUGCCCCAGAAGAAAGAAUUAAAUGGGAUGAAUAUGGAGAAAUUAUCAAACCGGAGGAUUUCUUAGUGCCAGAACUUCAGGCAACUGAAGAAGAGAAAAGCAAAUUAGAAUCUGGCUUGACAAAUGGAGAUGAACCCAUGGAUCAGGAUUUAUCUGAUGUUCCUACCAAGUGUAUUUCUACGACAGAGUCUAUUGAAAUAAAAGCCAGGGUUACUUACAUAGACUACGAAGGACGCUCUGAUGGAGAUUCCAUUAAAAAGAUCAUUAAUCAGAUGAAACCACGACAGCUGAUCAUUGUCCAUGGACCACCAGAGGCCAGUCAGGAUCUUGCAGAGUGCUGCCGUGCGUUUGGCGGGAAAGAUAUUAAGGUGUACAUGCCAAAGCUACACGAAACGGUUGAUGCCACUAGUGAAACUCACAUCUACCAGGUGAGAUUGAAAGAUUCACUUGUCAGCUCCCUUCAGUUUUGUAAGGCAAAAGAUGCCGAAUUAGCUUGGAUAGAUGGUGUCUUGGACAUGAGAGUUUCCAAAGUGGACACAGGAGUUAUUUUAGAAGAAGGAGAACUGAAGGAUGAUGGAGAAGACUCAGAAAUGCAAGUGGACGCUCCUUCGGAUUCUAGUGUUAUAGCACAACAGAAGGCCAUGAAGAGUCUGUUUGGGGAUGAUGAGAAAGAGACAGGUGAAGAAAGCGAGAUCAUUCCGACCUUGGAGCCCUUACCCCCCCACGAGGUUCCUGGACAUCAGUCAGUUUUUAUGAAUGAACCAAGACUGUCAGACUUCAAACAAGUUCUCUUACGGGAGGGGAUUCAAGCUGAAUUUGUAGGAGGUGUACUUGUUUGCAACAACCAAGUAGCAGUCCGUAGAACGGAAACUGGACGCAUUGGAUUAGAAGGCUGCCUUUGUCAAGAUUUUUAUAGGAUAAGAGACCUUUUAUAUGAACAGUAUGCCAUUGUGUAAAGGAUAUGAUGUCAAGAAGUAUCUGUUUGACUUUUCUAAGAAAAAAGCGUUCUUAUUCUAAGCUUUUGCUUUUUUGUUUUGUAACAUACAAAAAGAAUUGCCAGAAAAAUUUAACAUGCAUUAGAUUUUUAAAAAAAUGUAAAUAGAGUCCAUUUUGCUAAUGUUCAAAUGAGCGUUCUACCUUUUGGCUUUCAGAGUGAUAGAGAUCCUAACAAGUGCGCAGGCCCGAGUAUUGAAGGUGAUUGGUUUCCUCUAUAGACCCCUUAUUCUAGAAGGACGUUUUACUUGAAUAAAACAAUGCAACUUAGCAAACCAGCUCAUGGCCUUAGAGAAACAUGUUUGCAUGUUGUGAGUUCUUGCAAACGGUUUCUUAACAUUUUCUGGAAUGAAAAGUGAGAAUUAUUUAGAAAAGAUAUGCUAUAUAAAAAAUAACUGGUGGAACAGUUUUUUGAGGCCUAUGUGUUUGAAAAACAACAAAAAGAAAACAAAGAGUUUGUGCUCUAACUCUUCUUUUGAAUUCUGAUAGGCAGUUGUCUUCACAUGGGGCAUAUCUCCUUACCUGUAUUUCCCAGUUAGUCAGUCCAGGAAGGUGGUGCACACUUGGUUCAGAAAUCAAUUUUUAUUUCUCCCAUUUCUUGUUUUAUCAAGAUGUUCAGUUUGAAUUACAACACCAUCAUUUGAAUACACAUAAUGCAAAAGAACUCCUUGCCAUGUUACAGUCUUAAGGAUUCUGUAUACAUUUUAGCUAUCAGCUAGGUUACUUCAUUGGAAACUGUUUAGUGCUCUGUUUUUAAGGAAACAAAUGUUGAACCUCAUAUUUUUAUAAGAUAAUAGUAUAAUUUAAUCAAAAGGUGUAAAUGUUUUCAACACUUAGGCUUGCUCCCUCCUAAGGUUGCUGAAGCAGUGGAUGGAUUUUAUAUACCUAAGUACAAAAAUGAUACUGAAGUUGGAUAAGGUCAUCCUUUCUGUGUUCCUGUCUUUGUUGGGGCUGGCAGCCCUGGUAUUCUAUAAGCCACUUGUGUUUAAGAGUAAAAACUGAACAUAUGCAAUUUUCAUUGAACUUAAAAAUGAAAAUCAUGUUGUCCUCUUGUAAUCUGUUGAUGCUUUUUCAGUGUGUAGCUUGAUCAUGGCAGUCCUUGAUCUUUACUUCUUAAGUAAUUAAGCCCUCUUCCUCAUACUUAGCAUUUUUAGAAGGAUCAUUCCUGUUUAACUUAUAUGGAUCUAUGUACAGUAUGGUACUACCCAGUGAUAUCAGACUAGAAUUAAUAUUCUCUUUCAGAGCUUACAGAGAAUUUGUUGUGGAUUAUAGUGCUAACACAAAGUUACAGUCUUCUGAUACCAAAAACCAGAAUGCAAAACAACAUUACAGAAGGUGACAAUAAAGAGUAUUUUUUUUUUUUUUGUAGAGCUUUGAAGAAAUUUCACUUAAAUUCUUGUUACUGAAGAGAGUAAGCCUGGAAUCAUCCUAUUUAUAUUCCAGGAGAAAGAAAGUCAGCAUUUGUUACAUGGCUUAAAGCAUCUGGUUAUACAUAUUACAUUGCAAUACUGAUACUGAAAAAUUAUUUCUCGCUUAGCCUUUUGAUUGUCUUAUGAAAAAGGAAUUAAAUUUUAAAGUACUUCUUGAAGAUGGCGUCAUUUCUAAAAUGAAGACAUUUGUUUAGCGUUAGUUACUUAAGAAAAAUACAAAUUUAAAAAAGGACUAUAAAUACAUCAUGAACUCAGAGGAAUUUUCAGAUUUUGUUUCGAGGCAAACUAAAUACAAGUGGACCAUCAGCUGAUAUGUAGAAUAAUUUGGUUAAAGAGAAAUUUUAUUGUAGUAUUUGUUACAAUGGAUUAUAAAUGUCAAGUAUCAUUGCAAAGUUUUCUAUUUUCAUGAACCAGUAGGUGGUCUGAAAUAGAAGUGAGGAAAUCAGUUUUCUAAGGAGGGCCUUUUUCUAAAAAAAUUGAAAUUCACAUACCAUAAAGUUCACUCUUUCAAAGUAUAUAAUUCAUCGGCUUUUAGUAUAUUUAGAGUUGUGCAACCAUUACCACUCUCAUUCCAGCACAUUUUCAUCCCCCCAAAAGAAACUCUACAUCCAUUAGCAGUCACUUCCCAUUUUCCCUUCACCCCAGCCCUAGGCAACCAUCAGUUUAUUUUCUGUCUCUAUGGAUUUGCCUAUUCUGAAUAUUUCAUAAAAAUGGAAUCAUACAAUA
Messenger RNA from Mirounga angustirostris (Northern elephant seal), 4989 nucleotides. RefSeq names its product cleavage and polyadenylation specific factor 2 (gene CPSF2). NCBI's taxonomy places the organism in Eukaryota, Metazoa, Chordata, Mammalia, Carnivora, Phocidae. The transcript is spliced from 18 exons. Gene Ontology annotation, cellular component: mRNA cleavage and polyadenylation specificity factor complex. Gene Ontology annotation, molecular function: RNA binding. The record is from RefSeq and is a predicted model, not a curated record. The coding region runs from base 448 to 2796 and encodes 782 amino acids. Gene Ontology annotation, biological process: mRNA 3'-end processing by stem-loop binding and cleavage.